Messenger RNA from Geodia barretti, 450 nucleotides. NCBI's taxonomy places the organism in Eukaryota, Metazoa, Porifera, Demospongiae, Tetractinellida, Geodiidae. The record is from the annotation of a GenBank genome assembly.
AUGGGCAAGACGGUUACGACAGAAUUCGCAUGUGGCGACCCUGCGCCUACCGUCAGCCCGUGGAAUGCGGCGCACACGCCGGGUGGCUCAAGCAGCGGGUCUGCUGUGGGCGCGGCGGUGGGGAUGUUUCCGGCAGCACUUGGGUCGCAGACAGGCGGUUCAAUCGUGCGUCCCUCUUCGUACAACGGUAUUGUGGGGCUUAAGCCGACGUUCGGGCGGGUGAGCCGAUAUGGCGUGUACCCGGUGUCGGAGUCGCUGGACACGAUGGGGCCUAUGACGCGCAGCGUUGCGGACGCGGCAUUGAUGCUGAACGCCCUGGCCGGGCAUGACAUCAACGACCCUGACUCGUCGGAGCGCGCCACGGAGGACUAUCUGCAGGCGUCUCAAUCGCAGAGGAAGCCGCCGCGCAUUGGGCUGGUGCGCGCAGUUCUUCAUGGAGCAGUGCGAUGA